UAUGUAUUGCCCCGCCAUACACUGUCGACCGGUCUGCCGAGGUACCCCGGAUCGGCGUUACAUCACCGCCCCGGGCAGAGCUAUCCCGCCCGCGUUCAUAUGUUUUUCUAUGCCGUCUGUGUGUCUGGUCAGCAUGCUGCACAAACCCCUCCCAUUCUGAGCAAACAAAACACUACAUCGCAUCCUGCCCGCCAUGGCCCCGAUGCUCGAGUUCCGCACUCAGGGCUUCAACCCGUAUGCCGUCAAGUACUCGCCCUACUACGACUCGCGCAUCGCCGUUGCGUCAUCGGCCAACUUUGGCAUCGUCGGCAAUGGCCGCGUGUUUUGCCUCGCCUUGACAGCACGGGGCGUCGAGAUCGAGACGACGUUCGACACGAACGACUCCCAAUAUGACCUCGCCUGGUCCGAGAUCAACGAGAACCAGCUCGUCGUCGCCUGCGGUGAUGGCUCCAUCAAACUCUUCGACCUCGGCGUCAAGGACUUCCCCGUCAUGAACUUCCACGAGCACAAGCGAGAGACCUUUUCCGUCAACUGGAGCCCCAUCACGAAGGAUACCUUCGUCUCCAGCUCGUGGGACGGCACGAUUAAAGUGUGGUCUCCGACCCGCGAACACUCCCUCCGUACCCUCCCCGUCGGGAACUGCACCUACUCGGCUUCCUUCCAGCCCUCGAACCCGCACAUCAUCUCCGCCGUCUCGUCAGACUCUCAGAUCCGCAUCUUCGACCUCCGCACGCCCGCCUCCUCGCGCUACCACCUAACCUCCAUGAUCCCUGUCCACGCCGCAGGGCCUUCCUUCCCCUCCGCCGCGCCCGCCGAGGUCCUCACUCACGAUUGGAACAAAUACCGCGACACCGUCAUCGCGACGGGCGGCGUCGACCGUGCCGUGCGCACGUUCGACAUCAGGAACCCGACGGCAGGGCCCCUGGCCGUCAUGCAGGGGCACGAGUACGCCGUUCGCCGGCUCGCGUGGAGCCCGCACGCCAGUGACUUGCUGUUGACGGCGAGUUAUGACAUGACGGUCAGGUUGUGGGAUGACCGGUCAAAUGCGCCUCCGACAGGGCCGCCGGGCGGGGCUCAGAUUGGCGCGCAGGUCGGGAUUAUGAACAGACACACCGAAUUCGUCGUCGGCGUGGACUGGUGUUUGUUCGGCGUUGGCGGGUGGGUUGCGACCGUCGGCUGGGACGAGAGGGUUCUUCUCUGGGACGCGAAUGCGCUCCUGGCCGGCCGAUAAGAAAGUGGCGAGCAGUUGCUUGGGUUCGUGCUUUCUGGCGCUGAAGAUUCUCAUCCCCAAGGGAGGCGCAUUUUCUUCUUCUGGCUUCCUUGUCAGGGCGUUUGGGGGUUCUAGGGAGGGGAAGGCGUGUAUGGCCGCUUAAAAAAGUGAUCGGCUUGAAUAAGCGCUGCAAGCGGCAUCCAUCGACUGGCGUUGUACGGAGCGGUACUGAUGUUAUACUCGAGGGAAGCUUUUCUUGGACCAACACAGGGAAAAGGACCAUCGUUACCAUGGCAGGGUAUGGCGAUACCGUAAUCACACAUACCGAGAGGGCACACGCACAGAGAAAGUGAGAGAGAGAUGUCACAUAUAAAAGCAGAGGGCCAAGAGUUCUU
Messenger RNA from Colletotrichum navitas, 1605 nucleotides. Its product is annotated as WD domain-containing protein. Bases 194 to 1231 code for a protein of 345 amino acids. Gene Ontology annotation, biological process: protein import into peroxisome matrix. The transcript is spliced from 3 exons. Gene Ontology annotation, cellular component: peroxisomal matrix; cytosol. NCBI's taxonomy places the organism in Eukaryota, Fungi, Ascomycota, Sordariomycetes, Glomerellales, Glomerellaceae. The record is from RefSeq and is a predicted model, not a curated record. Gene Ontology annotation, molecular function: protein binding.